AUGCCGAAGGAAAUCCACUCUGAAAUUCAAGCUUCUGUCGGUGCUUCUGUUGCCGAGGUUUUGAAUGCUACCUAUAAGGGUCGUGACGCCCCCACUGAGCGUGACAGCAUAAACGUGCCCGCUUCAUCGCACCAAGUGACGGGUAAUGUACAUCGAUUAUCGUUGUGGGGCCGCACAGCCAAGAUUGAAUAG
Molecule: messenger RNA, 192 nt
Organism: Fusarium odoratissimum NRRL 54006
Lineage: Eukaryota; Fungi; Ascomycota; Sordariomycetes; Hypocreales; Nectriaceae
Exons: 2
Coding region: 1-192 (63 amino acids)
Source: RefSeq, a predicted model, not a curated record